Penicillium alfredii is the source of this 318-nucleotide messenger RNA. RefSeq lists its product as uncharacterized. NCBI's taxonomy places the organism in Eukaryota, Fungi, Ascomycota, Eurotiomycetes, Eurotiales, Aspergillaceae. The transcript has a single exon. The record is from RefSeq and is a predicted model, not a curated record. The coding region runs from base 1 to 318 and encodes 105 amino acids.
AUGACCCCGAAGGCAGACACCAUGAUUCCCGAAGUCCAAGGAAUCAAGUACGAUGAAUCCGAAAUGGCCCUCUUUCAUGCAAAGCUGUCCUACCAUUCCACAAUCGACGAACGCAUGGCCUCCCAGGACACGAACCUCGCGUCAAUCUCAGAGCAGCAGGCACGAAUCCUCAAACGGUGGGAAAUGUUGAAGCAGGCCGAAAAGGAAAUGGCCGACAAGGGGAAAAGCCUGCCACCGGGAGACAAGAAGCAGCUGGCGCAAUAUGAAUGGAGGUACAAACAACUGGAGAAACUGGUCACUAAGACCCCGGGGGGAUAG